Xenia sp. Carnegie-2017 is the source of this 1070-nucleotide messenger RNA. RefSeq names its product transmembrane emp24 domain-containing protein 7-like. Gene Ontology annotation, cellular component: Golgi apparatus; endoplasmic reticulum; COPII-coated ER to Golgi transport vesicle. Lineage: Eukaryota; Metazoa; Cnidaria; Anthozoa; Malacalcyonacea; Xeniidae. Gene Ontology annotation, biological process: intracellular protein transport; Golgi organization; endoplasmic reticulum to Golgi vesicle-mediated transport. The transcript has 3 exons. Bases 131 to 754 code for a protein of 207 amino acids. The record is from RefSeq and is a predicted model, not a curated record.
AUCCCGUGUGUUGUUUUACUGUCGCCACGUUUCGUUUGCAAACUGUUGACUUUUUUUCAUCACAGCAUAAAUACGUUUUGUGUAUAAUUUUCAUUAAAUUAUUUAUGGUUCUCCAAAGAAAAAUCUAAGAAUGUUUUUACGUGUGUGUAUGCUUCUUUUCGUUGUUGGUUUCUUGAAACAAGAUGUGGCUGGAACUGAGCUUACGUUUGAAUUGGAAGAUAACGCGAGACAAUGUUUUCACGAAGAUAUAAAGAAGGACACUAAGUGUACAUUGGAAUAUCAAGUUAUAAGCGGUGGACAGUAUGAUGUUGAUGUUAUCCUUACGGGUCCAAAUGGCGAAGCAAUGUAUGAUGAACGAAAGAAGCAAUAUGAUACAUAUACCUUUACAGCAAAAGAUGAAGGAGAAUAUGUGUUUUGCUUUAGUAAUGAAUUCUCAACCUUCACUCAUAAAGUAGUUUACUUUGACUUUCAAGUUGGUGAUCAAGAGCCGAAAUGGAAGAGCUUCACAGGAGAAGCCACUGCAUUGACGUCACUUGAAAUGUCUUCGGCAACCAUGCAUGAGUCAUUAAAGGUUGUUGUUGAUUAUCAAACUCAUCACCGUCUACGAGAAGCUACUGCAAGAGAUCGUGCGGAAUACCUCAAUGAAAGAGUUCAAUACUGGUCUGUUGGAGAGUCUGUUCUUAUAAUUAUUCUUAGUAUUGGACAAGUGUUUGUUCUUCGACGUUUUUUUGCUGAAAAACGUUCAAACAUUUGAUGGACUCGUGCAACAUUCAAUCUAAUAUAUUUAUAUUUCGUAAUUCCGUUGAAGCAGCUUUUGAUUAAUUUUUCUUUAUGAAAUUCAUUGUUUAAUGUAUUAAAUAAGUACCACAGUUGAGGCAUACUAGGGUACAUACAGAGGUGAGAAAAGGAUCACAUAACAUUGUUGGGAAGUACAAAUGGUGUGUUUAUUUUAAUAAACCAAUGAAAAUAGCUUGUUUACAAAAGUCGAUUUCAUUUUGACGAAAAUUGCUAAUUAUAAAACAUUAACAAUGAAAAAAUAAAUAUGUUAGUGCAUUAUGUUAUCCGUUAAA